CGAGCGCUAUCAAUCUGCUCGCAUCCUGCUGCAAACUAGGAUAAGCCACCACCACAACAACCUUCACUUCACUUUCACGUUCAUUUAGCCCCUCUCUCUCUCUCUCUGACACACCGACCAGCAGCGUCCUAUGAUUUGCCUGCCUGAGAUGCGAUUUCGCUCUCCCCUUUCCCGGAGAAUAUCGUCCGUUACUCCCCACUGAAAGACCAUGCCCGAGACGGGGGCGGCGGGAGCAGCAGUCCCUGCAGCAGCGGGUAGCAGCUCCUCCGACAGCAGUGGUGGCACCGAGAGCUCGCGGCACAGACACCGAUCGCAAGGCGAAGGGGAAAAGACAGAUCAAAGUGCUGCCUCCUCGCAGCCAACGUCAUCUGGUGUACUGGAUAAGUUAUUUGGGAAGCGGCUGCUGCAGGCUGGGAGGUACAUCAUGUCUCAUAAGUCCUGGAUGAAGACCGUGCCCACUGAGAACUGUGACGUCCUCAUGACUUUCUCAGACCGGACAGAUGACCACACGUUGCUAUGGCUACUAAACCACAUGCGCCUGGGCAUUCCAGAACUCAUCGUCCAGAUCCGACAUCACAAACACACACAUGUACACGCCUUCUUCGUCACGGCAACUUACGAGAAUUUGUUGCGCGGGGCAGAGGAGAUGGGUCUGAGGAAGUCAUUGAAGCCAGAGUUUGGGGGAGGAACACGCAGCUUCUCCUGUGAAGAAGACUACAUCUAUGAGAACAUUGAGAGUGAACUAUGCUUCUUCACAUCACAGGAGAGGCAGAGCAUUAUCAAGUACUGGCUCAACAAUCUACGAGCCAAGCAGGGGGAGGUGCUUCAUAACAUACACUUCCUGGAGGGACAGCCAAUCAUCCCAGAGCUGAGUGGGCGGGGUGUGAUCCAGCAGGUGUUUCCUCUCCAUGAGCAGAGGAUCCUCAGUCAGCUGAUGAAGUCCUGGGUGCAGGCUGUGUGUGAGAAACAGCCACUAGAUGAUAUUCGUGACUACUUUGGGGUGAAGAUAGCCAUGUACUUCGCCUGGCUGGGGUUCUACACCACGUCUAUGCUGUAUCCUGCUGUCAUCGGCUUCGUGCUCUGGGUUCUCACCGAGUCUGACCAGACGAGUCGUGAUAUCUGCUGUGUGGUGUUUGCACUGUUUAACGUGGUGUGGGCCACACUCUUCUUGGAGAGGUGGAAGAGAAGGGGGGCGGAGCUGGCCUAUAAGUGGGGUACGCUGGACACCCCUAACGAGUCCCUAGAGGAACCACGGACGCAGUUUAGGGGUGUGAAGCGGUGCAGCCCCAUAACAGGCUGUGAGGAGUUUUACUACCCACCAUGGAGGAGGAGGGUGUUCAGGUGGCUGGUCAGCCUGCCCAUCUGCAUCCUGUGUCUCUGCUUUGUGUUCCUGGCCAUGCUCCUCUGCUUCGAACUGCAGGAGUUUGUAAUGGGGAUUAAAGAAGUGCCUCGUCUGGCGCGGUUCAUCCCUAAGAUCAUGCUGGCCAUCACUGUGACGGCCUGUGACGAGGUGUACAGGAAGAUAGCCUACUGGCUCAACAGCAUGGAAAACUAUAGACUCCAGAGUGCCUAUGAGAAACAUCUCAUCAUUAAAUUGGUUCUUUUUCAGUUUGUAAACUCUUAUCUCAGCCUUUUCUACAUUGGAUUCUACCUCAAAGACAUGGAGCGUCUGAAAGAGAUGCUGGCCACCCUGCUGAUCAUCCGCCAUUUUGUCCAGAACGUGAAGGAGGUGAUGCAGCCUUACCUGUAUGAGCGCCACAAGCUGGGCGAGCUCACCCUGCGCAGCGUCUGGGAUCUGCUCCUCUCAGCCCUGCUCAAGUACUGCAGGCUGGCCGCAGGAAAGCCCCAGGCUUCACCCACCGACCAGGCCAUGCCGGGCCCUGGCCUGAGGGGAACCAGACCCGGGGUGGGACAGCCUGACCGCAGGGAGAAGAAGUGUCUGAACGGGGGAUGUGGGGUGCCUGAGGAGGAGGAGGGAGAGAGGGAGGAGGGGGACAGUGGGAGGUUCAGUGAGGGAGAGAAUGAGGAAUCGUCUGAGAGUCUGAUAGACUGUGGCCUCAAGCUGAGGAAGGUCAGCUUCAUAGAGAGGGGGGACAGGAAGUCGUCUGGAGGGGGCUGCAUCCCCACAAUGGAGGACAGUUUCCUGGAGGACGGCAGCCCCACUAUGGUGGAGAAGGGGAUGGAUCCGGCAUCGGUGUUCGAGACAUAUGAUGAUGACGAUGACAAUGGCGUCACUGAGACAAAGGACACGGGAGUUUCGGCCAAUGAGAGUAUGGCGGCUGCCCCGCUGCCUUCUGGGCCAGAGAGCACGGUGACGGUGCGUCAUCAUAGAAGGCAGAGGAGUUUGGAGAGGGCAGACUCUAAAACCAAGCGGGAGUCAUGGAUCGACCCGCCAGAGGAGCAGGAGAGUACGAGUCUGGCACAGGCUGAGAUGGAGAGCUGCAUGCAGACAUAUGAGGACACCUUCCAGGACUACCAGGAGAUGUUUGUCCAGUUUGGCUACGUAGUUCUCUUCUCCUCAGCCUUCCCCCUGGCGGCCAUGUGUGCCCUCAUCAACAACAUCAUCGAGAUCCGCAGCGACGCCUUCAAGCUCUGUACCGGCCUGCAGAGACCCUUCGGCAAGAGAGUGGAGAGCAUCGGACAGUGGCAGACGGCGAUGGAGGCCAUGGGUCUGAUCGCCAUCAUAGUCAACUGUUACCUGAUUGGUCAGUGUGGUCAGCUGCAGCGCCUCUUCCCCUGGCUCAGCCCUGAGAUGGCCAUCAUCUCCAUUGUCAUCCUUGAGCACUUUGCCAUCCUGCUGAAGUACAUCAUUCACGUAGCAAUCCCAGACAUCCCCAGCUGGGUGGGGGAGGAGAUGGCCAAACUGGAGUACCAACGCAGGGAGGCUUUUAAAAAGCACGAGCGGCAGGCGCAGCAGCACUACCAACAGCUACAGAGGAGGAAGAGAGAGGAGGAGGAGAGGCAGAGGCAGACGGAGCACCAGGCUCGCAGGGAGAGGGAGAGAGAUGAGGGGAAGGACUCCUCUGGGGGAGACCACCACCACGACAAGAGCCACGGGGGGAAGUCCCGCUCUGGAGGGGGUGGAGGUGGGGACAAGCCCAAGAGGCCCAGCUCCCUCCUGGCCAACAACAACGUGAUGAAGCUCAAACUGAUCACCCCCUUACAGAGCAAGUUCUCCUCUGGCAGCGCACGCUCCCCUCAGUCUCCCACAGGAAACGAACCCAAGCUCCCCGGGUUCCUCAGCUUCAAGUUCCUCAAGUCGCCUGAGAAUAAGAAGGAAGCGGCUGCUGCCGCUGCAGCUGCAGCCACGGCAACGAAUACCACGACGACCGCGACCGCCCCCGGCGGUAACCAGGAGCGGUCUCAGUCACCUAGCAAGUCGUUCAACCCUGGGAAACUAUUUAACUUUGGGAAGUCAGAGGGGGGCCCCUGUGUGAAUGGGUCCCAGUUACCCCGACCAGGGGAGGGUUCCCAGGGAUCUGACAAACAGCUCACCAAGUCUGACCUGAAUGGGGUGCCGGACGAGAUCCCCUCGCCUGGAGGGGAUGAGGGGGAGAACGGACAGCACACAGACUCCUCAGACCCUAAAGUCUAGGCUCUCUUUGCAUAGGGAGAUGACAAACUACUAUGAGAACUUAACUUAAUAUAUCUACUAGAAGGAGAAAUGUAUGGGGAGAAAAGGUCAAGCCUCUCUCUGUGCUUUCUGGAUCUGAGGUUGUGUAUGUAGACGCUGCCUGGGGGCUGUGGGGGGGAGGACUAAUGGUAAUGAUGAUGGGAUGUGUGGGUCUGCAUUGUUGCUGUUGCUGAGAGACUUUCAGGCUUAAUGGUGAAGACAUAACCCACCCUUUUACCCAUGGCCACACACACGUACACACACACACACACACAUACACACACACACACACACACACACACACACACACACACACACACACACACACACACACACACACACACACACACACACACACACACACACACACACACACACACAUGCACACACGCACACACACACAUACACACACCCACACACACACACACACACACACACACACACAUGCACACACGCACACACACACACAUACACAUGCACAUGCACACACACACACAGAAUCCUCUCUUGUCUGCAAUACAUAUAGAAAUGCAUGAGCUGCAUUUCUGAUACUUUCCGAGCAUUUUCCAAAAAAAGGGAGAGCAGUGUUUCUUGAUUUAUUCUAUUCUGAAAAUUGUAAGCAUCCUGGUGGCCAUCUUGCCACUGAAACAUAACAUCCUGGUUUUGAAGGUCAGAAGAAAAAAAUGGAUUGGUGUGUGUGUGAAUCAAAAACAUAAUGAGACCUUUCACAGUCACCACACAAUGGUGGCCUGAUAUCAGACUCACUUUUAACUGUGACGGUCGAUCGGCUUUUCUACUUAAUACGAACCGGCUGUGCUAGCCGAGCAAUAUCAAAACAGUGUUUCAAAUCUGAGCAGUACUGCAAAACACGUCCAGUUCUUUGUUUUUCACCCACACUCCCAUCUGAAGGCAUACGUGAGCAGUCAUGAGUUUUGUAUAUACAGUACAUCCCAUGAAAACAACGGCAAUAUCUGAAGUGUAUGUCUGACACAGUGCGUGGGAAACAGGAUGUUGUGUUUGACGUUGUGAAAGGCAAAGAUGAAAAUCGUUUGAUAAAAGACAGGCUUUGUCUUGCAUCAGUAUGAGAGAGAGAAAAGAGAGAGAGAGAGAGAGAGAGAGAGAGAGAUAAUGAAAUAGAAUGAAAGAGUUGUUUUGACUGAUGCCACAGGAUGUUGAUGUGGAUUAUACAGUACACCGUAUGUAUCAUGGAAAGUCUGGGUUCCUGUAGUUUACUGUGUGCCAUUCUAAUCUCUCCCCAUUCAAGCCUGCAGAGAGACAUUCUACACAGUAUACUAAUGGCUCUCCAUUUCAGCACACAGAUCUGACUAGAUGAGUGAGUAGACUAGACAUAGAAAGAGAGAAGAUUUGCACUAAACUCUGAUGUUCUGCACUGAGACAGCAGAGCCUGUUCUGACUGCAGGUGUAAGGAAGAACUAUACCGGUCUGCCUCACAACACAACAUAACAUAUACAAACGUUGGGUUUUAUUAUCGCUAGUAUCUUGUACUGUAGAUGCUGUCGUCAUUUCAUCCGAAAUCCUUAGUUCCUAAAUCCCAGGUGGCUGCUGGUCCCCAUCCAUUCAUUUGAGAGCUGAUAAUAUAUUUUCUAUUGUUUAUUCUAUUUAUUUCCAAUGGAAUUUGUUGCCAAAGCGUCACCUUUCUGACUACACUGGCAGUGAUAGCAUAGAGAUGACAGAUUUCUAAAUUCCUUUUGUAAACCAAUCCAAAGGGAUUAUUCAACCGUUUUCUUUUCUAUAAUGUGUCCAGAGGAUGGUGCCAGAGUACAAGACAGUGUUUUAUACAUCUAACUUAGAGUAGGAUGAAGUGACCCCAAGGUCAGUUUUGCGUUCCCCAACCCUAUUGCUAACGUUAGGAUUUGGGGACGUUAAUCUAAUGUUACAUCUGUGCAUAUGAACUCAUAUUAAAUCCCAGUCUUCAUUGAAAAAAAAGAACCAUGGCGCUCCACGGCAAGUGAGAUUCAGCACAGCGUUAGAGAGACAGAAACAUGAACUAUGCACCUCCACUUCAUCCUCUCUGGCUAAGAUCUUUGCAAUAAUACAGUGUUAGAGGGACAGUGGCACAGACACAACACUAGUCUAUUACUGGUCCAUGCCUUCAGUACUACAUCUCUUCAGACUGUGUUCCACCAAUAGGAUCUCUUAGUACUCCACCUCUUCAGACUGAGUUCCACCAAUAGGAUCUCUUAGUACUCCACCUCUUCAGACUGAGUUCCACCAAUAGGAUCUCUUAGUACUCCACCUCUUCAGACUGAGUUCCACCAAUAGGAUCUCUUAGUACUCCACCUCUUCAGACUGAGUUCCACCAAUAGGAUCUCUUAGUACUCCACCUCUUCAGACUGAGUUCCACCAAUAGGAUCUCUUAGUACUCCACCUCUUCAGACUGUGUUCCACCAAUAGGAUCUCUUAGUACUCCACCUCUUCAGACUGAGUUCCACCAAUAGGAUCUCUUAGUACUCCACCUCUUCAGACUGUGUUCCACCAAUAGGAUCUCUUAGUACUCCAUCUCUUCAGACUGUGUUCCACCAAUAGGAUCUCUUAGUACUACAUCUUUUCAGACUGUGUUCCACCAAUAGGAUCUCUUAGUACUCCAUCUCUUCAGACUGUGUUCCACCAAUAGGAUCUCUUAGGACUACAUCUUUUCAGACUGUGUUCCACCAAUAGGAUCUCUUAGUACUCCAUCUCUUCAGACUGUGUUCCACCAAUAGGAUCUCUUAGUACUACAUCUUUUCAGACUGUGUUCCACCAAUAGGAUCUCUUAGUACUACAUCUCUUCAGACUGUGUUCCACCAAUAGGAUCUCUUAGUACUCCAUCUCUUCAGACUGCGUUCCACCAAUAGGAUCUCUUAGUACUCCAUCUCUUCAGACUGUGUUCCACCAAUAGGAUCUCUUAGUACUACAUCUUUUCAGACUGUGUUCCACCAAUAGGAUCUCUUAGUACUACAUCUCUUCAGACUGUGUUCCACCAAUAGGAUCUCUUAGUACUCCACCUCUUCAGACUGAGUUCCACCAAUAGGAUCUCUUAGUACUCCACCUCUUCAGACUGUGUUCCACCAAUAGGAUCUCUUAGUACUCCACCUCUUCAGACUGUGUUCCACCAAUAGGAUCUCUUAGUACUACAUCUCUUCAAACUGUGUUCCACCAAUAGGAUCUCUUAGUACUCCACCUCUUCAGACUGUGUUCCACCAAUAGGAUCUCUUAGUACUCCACCUCUUCAGACUGUGUUCCACCAAUAGGAUCUCUUAGUACUCCACCUCUUCAGACUGUGUUCCACCAAUAGGAUCUCUUAGUACUACAUCUCUUCAAACUGUGUUCCACCAAUAGGAUCUCUUAGUACUCCAUCUCUUCAGACUGCGUUCCACUACCCAAUAUAGGGUCUCCAGCUGACCUGGAUUCUCAGUGUGGGUAUCAAUAGGGAACAUCCCAUCACUCCAUCUGGGCUGAAAAAAAACACACAAAAAAACACACACACGCGCGCUCCCCUGGUACUAUAUUCUCUUCAUCUCUGAUCAUCUCUCUCUGUGCUUUAAAUAUGAGUUUAACUAAAAUGCCUGUCAAAUAUGCAUUUUGGCCUAAAACAUACAUAGCCUUCUGUCAUUUAGCAUGGAUUGCCUAUCUAUAAUGUACUUCAAGCUACAACAUAAUGGCAAGGCUCAUGCUUCUGCAUUGAGACUGAAUAUAGCAUUUUCAUGAACAUAGUGGCAACAGUAAGAAUUGAGCUCUGACUUACUGAACUAGUUGUUGUAGUUACAUCUCUGACUGACUUAACUAGUUGUGGUAGUUACAGCUCUGACUGACUGAACUAGUUGGGGUAGCAGUAGCAGUUACAUGGGAUUUGAGCUGGAAAGGCACUUCAAGGCAAUAAGGAAAGAGAAAUAGCAGUUUGUGUGGGAGUGAGUGACGUUUGUGUGGGAAUGAGUGACGUUUGUGUGGGAGUGAGUGAUGUUUGAUCUCACCAUCACAUUUCCUCCUCCCUCUACAGCCAAUUAAGUCAUUAUAAGGACACCAUUUGGUUAAUAUCGUCAGCAUCAUCAUUCAUUUGUCAAUAAUGCCAAAUAACUAGGCCACGGAUGAGAGACACGAUUGAGACAUUUCUCAUUUUCUGUAGUGAAGCAGAUGCUGUCAGACACGUGUUUGAUUAGAUGAUCUGUCGUAGGCCAUUGUCAGUAACAAUCAUCCACGGUACAACUGCCUGCUGUGCUACUGGAACACACUGGCUUGGUUUCUGGGUUUCUUUCACCUUUGUUUCCCCCCAUCUCUGAUCGAAAAGAACUGAACAUGUGAAAGCAAAUUCCCAGCAGGCAACCAACAUCUUGCUUUGACCUGGCCUUCCUUUUUCACAUCGGUGCAGACGAAGGAAAAGGGACAAAGAGCUAAGUAAGACUAUUGAGAUGCAGCCUUUGUUGGGUCAGCGGCCAUCAUGGUGCGUGACCUUUGGUCUCACUGGACACGUUAACCCUCAUGGUUAGGUUUUAUCAGACAGAGCUACUUUACUGAAGUAGAGAAACGGCUCAUGUCAGUAUCAAUGGAACUAUGUCAUUUCAAAUGGGUAGGAAGUGCUCUGAACGGCCUUUACCUUUUGAUGUUCUAUCACUGCACUGCUUAGUUACGAAUGCUUAGAAUGGUUGUGAGACGAGAGCAGAGGGAAUGUUGUUAAUGUGACAUUGUUUGGGACAGUUGUCUAAAUCCAGUCUCUAAAGCAGUGUUACUUUACAGUAUUGGUUUGAUGGGAUAGCCUGACGGGGGCCUCAUCGUUGAACUGGACAGUAAGAAGUGGAUGAGGUGAGAUGUACUGUACACCUACUACCAGUAUGUACAACCCUUCCCGUUCUAACUAAAUAAAACAUCUUCAUAACAGCCUCACUAACUGACCAGACAUCAUGUGCUCUUCCAAUGUACCACUGUACAAAAACAAAAAAAAUAUUUUCAAGAAAAAUAUGAUACUGGGAAAUGGGAUUAUUUAUUUCUUUUAAUUUAUUUUGUCAUAUUUUUGUAAGAUCUGAAAUAUAGAUAAUAAAACAAUUUUAAAUUGAAA
Messenger RNA from Oncorhynchus masou masou (cherry salmon), 8663 nucleotides. RefSeq names its product anoctamin 8b (gene ano8b). NCBI's taxonomy places the organism in Eukaryota, Metazoa, Chordata, Actinopteri, Salmoniformes, Salmonidae. The record is from RefSeq and is a predicted model, not a curated record. Bases 209 to 3595 code for a protein of 1128 amino acids. The transcript is spliced from 18 exons.